This is a messenger RNA of Ilex paraguariensis (yerba mate), 210 nucleotides long. NCBI's taxonomy places the organism in Eukaryota, Viridiplantae, Streptophyta, Magnoliopsida, Aquifoliales, Aquifoliaceae. The record is from the annotation of a GenBank genome assembly.
AUGAAGACAACCCAACACAAAGCAGAGAAUGGACAGUUGAUGCUUCAGGUGCUUAAGAGUGAUUGGGCUUGUGCUCAAAGGGCUUUGUCUGAGGCAUCUUCCGGUGCUGUCAUCCCAAUCCUCCGACUGAUGAAAGAGUUACCUGAAACAUGGCCUCGGCCGGUCGCAUGCGUCGGACAGAUGACCGUUGAGAGAGCUGGUGUGAGGUAA